Bombina bombina (fire-bellied toad) is the source of this 1564-nucleotide messenger RNA. RefSeq names its product sirtuin 4 (gene SIRT4). NCBI's taxonomy places the organism in Eukaryota, Metazoa, Chordata, Amphibia, Anura, Bombinatoridae. Bases 145 to 1125 code for a protein of 326 amino acids. Gene Ontology annotation, molecular function: NAD-dependent protein lysine deacetylase activity; NAD+ binding. The transcript has 4 exons. The record is from RefSeq and is a predicted model, not a curated record.
CAGAUAACAGCUGUCUGUGUGCUCUGUGCUGCACUCGGAAGUGACUGUCACUGACUUUCAUGAGCAUCUAGAUUUUAUGUUCUGCAGACACCGCAUAGAAGCUCUGAUUAUUUUUCUUAUAUUUGUAUUCUGGUCACUUAAAUUAUGAGGGGGCAUUUGGCAUUUGGAAUCCGACUGUUGUUGGUACAGAAGAGCCCUCAAUGCCGACUAAGCUCCACUUUUGCAAAGUUACAGUUUGUCCCAGCAUGCCAGCCUGUAGAUCCCCAUCAUCUGGAGAAGCUUCAGGAUUUUGUAUCUAGCUCCCAGCGCCUUUUUGUUAUAACAGGGGCAGGAAUCUCUACAGAAUCAGGGAUCCCAGACUACCGCUCUGAAGGAGUAGGACUGUACUUUAGAACUGACCGGAGGCCUAUCCAGCAUGCCGUGUUUGUGAAGAGUAAAUCUGCCCGACAACGCUACUGGGCUCGUAAUUUUGUAGGGUGGCCACAAUUCUCAUCCUAUCAACCGAACAUUGCACAUAUGGCUCUGUGUAAUUGGGAGAGAGCAGGGCGCUUACACUGGUUGGUGACACAGAAUGUCGAUGCUUUGCACACAAAGGUUGGACAGCUCCGUCUAUCGGAAUUACAUGGUUGUACUCACAGGGUGAUAUGCUUGGGCUGCCAGACAGUGAUUAACAGAUCAGAGCUUCAGCAGAAGUUUGGGGAUUUAAAUCCCAACUGGAGCGAGAGAGCACAUGGCUUGGCCCCAGAUGGUGACGUUUUCCUGACAGAUACGCAGGUGGCCAAUUUCCGUGUCCCUGACUGUGAAAAGUGUGGGGGCAUCCUAAAGCCUCAGGUGACAUUUUUUGGUGAUACAGUAAGCCGAGACUUUGUGUUUUCCAUAUAUGAACGCCUGGAUCAGGCUGACGCCAUGCUUAUUGUGGGGUCCUCAAUGCAGGUAUACUCUGGAUAUCGAUUUGCACUUAGAGCACAGGAGCAGCAUCUUCCCAUUGCUGUAGUCAACAUCGGACCCACACGAGCAGACCAUAUGGCAGCGGUGAAAGUCAGCUCCCGCUGUGGGGACGUCCUGCCUCACUUAUUUUCGCUAGAUCAGUGUAUACAGAAUAGUCAUUAUUGCUCAGAUCUGUAGGCCAUAAGGACACAUACUGUAAGUCUGUGCUCAAGUGAUGGUGCAAAUGUGUCAAAAGCUGUCUUUGGCAGCCAGUGGGUUACUUUGGUUCUUUCAGUCUUCUGUGGAUCCGAGGAGCAUAGUAUAAUUUAGUAGAUCACUUUUAUGUUAUUUGUAGAGAUCCUCUACACUGACUUUACAAAUGUUACUUCACACCUGGAAAUAAUAAAUUGUAGUCCUCAUAUGGGAAUAGCAAAGUGCCACCUUCAUCUGAAAAUGUGUUAAAGCUGAAUGAAAACGUGAAUGAAGAAUCACAUGAAAUCUGCAAUUUGUCAGAAGUUUAAAAAAACCCCCACAAAUAUAUAACUGCUUCAAGAAGGCUACUUGCUGUUAAGCUCUGUAUUUUAUGUAGAAAAUAUGUAUGAUAUUAAUAAUAAGAAUAAUAAAUAUAUCUAACGAA